AUGUCCGACUUCUCCGUGGACGGGGUGAUCGGGGAAUACUCAGGGCAAGAUUUCUCUGUCAAGGCCACGUUCACUGUGUUCCUGUGCAUCGCUCUUUACAACUCCCUCGAACUAUUGGUGCUCAUUUUCGCCUCCUUCCGACGUUAUCGUGGGCUAUACUUCUGGAGUCUGCUUUGCUCCACGCUACUAGGGGUCAUCCCGCAGUCUCUGAGCUUUCUCCUAAAGUACUACAAUAUAGGGCCACUCUGGUUCUCUCUCACAUUGUCGACCAUCGGAUGGUAUUUUAUGGUCACAGGACAAGCGCUCGUGCUAUUUUCGCGCCUGAAUAUUGUUGUGCAGGACUUGACUGUUAGCCGUCUUGUCCUAGCAAUGAUAGUUAUCGACGCCAUCGUUUUGCAUGUCCCAACCACCGUGCUCACGUAUGGGUCGAACUUCAUCAGUACCCCGGUUUGGACUCAUGGCUACACAAUAAUGGAGCGCAUCGAACUCACCGGCUUCUGUCUCCAAGAAUUCAUCAUUUCCGGCAUCUAUAUCUCUAAAACCAUCGAAAUCCUUCGCAUGCCGUUCCCGAGCACCCAUGGCCACAACCCGAACAGGAAGAUUAUGUACCAGCUGCUCGUCAUCAAUGCCUUGAUCAUCAUGAUGGACGUUGUGCUGUUGGUAUUUGAAUAUAUGAACUAUUUUGUCAUCCAAACUACUCUCAAAUCGAUGGUAUACAGCAUCAAACUAAAGCUUGAAUUCGGUGUCCUCAGCCGUCUUGUCUUUCUGGUGCAGUCACAUCGCGAUUGGCCACAAGAAUCACGCGAGUUUGAUGACUUGUUAUGA
This is a messenger RNA of Penicillium vulpinum, 825 nucleotides long. RefSeq lists its product as uncharacterized. The coding region runs from base 1 to 825 and encodes 274 amino acids. The record is from RefSeq and is a predicted model, not a curated record. The transcript has a single exon. NCBI's taxonomy places the organism in Eukaryota, Fungi, Ascomycota, Eurotiomycetes, Eurotiales, Aspergillaceae.